AUGCAACACGCUUCAAACUCACCAUGGCGAACAACUGCUCUCGAGCACCCCAAACCGCAAUUUAGUCUGCAACAUACCAUUUCCAUGGUCAACCUCCAGGCCGACCAGUCAUGGAAUUAUAAGAACCGCGGGCCGCCAUCUCCAACAGCCUCGUCGGCUUCGUCUUGCACUAGUCGAAGCGCGACUCCGACGACUACGAACAACAACCCGUGGUCAAAUGUCAUGGCUAGCCCAAGCUCUACGUAUUCCAGCAAGUCAAUAGACUCGUCGUCACCAGAUGGCAGCCCAAAUCAUACCCCGCAGUACACGAGUCGGUCAACGACGCCUAUUGCUCCCCAGCCAAUAAGGGUAAUCAAUCCGGUAGCAGGAUUUGCGCCCUUGUCUCCACCCCCAUCGACUUCCGGUGAGUCGUUUAGGAAUGGUGAUUAUCCGGGCUCGCCCAUGAACCCGUACCGACAGCCAGCUCCUCCUCUCGUGCCUUUGGUGAACGGCUUCAUCAACACAUCCAUCUUGUCUUCCCAAGGACAGUCUCUUUCUGGGUGGUUAUACGAGCAUGUUCGAAAGCAAGGUUGGGAUGCUGGACUGGUCAAGAAGAUAUGGCAGUGGACUCUGUCGAAUCCCAGGCUUGCCAUUCUCUUAUAUGUAUGCGACGAUGUUGCUUCGUGGCGACAGGCAUCCUUUUUCGAUCUUCGUGACGAGAGCCUGCCAUUCCCAGAGGAUCGUCUACAGGGCAUCGUGGGAAAUGCACGAAAGAUUGUAGAGGAGCAGUGGCGCGCUACCUCCAAGGAACUCCCGUUGAACGGAGCCCAUGUCGAAUACACCGCACGUGAGACAGUCCCACUAGUGCAUCAAGGUCUGAUCCGAUCAUCUCGCAACUCUGAAAAGAGCGUUGAUCGAGUUCGGAUGCAAGGUAGCAGCGAUGACCGUGUCUUGGUGCGAAAGCGAUUCGUCAUCGCUCGCCAGACGCAGAAAGCUGCAUUGCUGGACCAGGUGAACAAGUUCAAGCAGUACGAUCACAAGAAUAUUGCCAAGCUGCUCUGUUCAUAUUCACAACCCAGCCACGUAGGUAUCGUGACAGAAAAGGCACAAUACACCCUAGACGAGUUCCUAGCUCUUCCCGGCAGCGAUUCAAACCGAUCCAAGAUGCUGGUCGACUGGAUGCACGACCUCUCUUCUGCACUUGAGUAUCUUCAUUCGCAGUCCAUCUGCCACCGCAGCAUCCGGCCGCGCAAGAUUCUGAUAGACGGUGCCCGCAUCUUUCUAGCACCAUUCGAUAUCGGGCAAAACAUCGAUACAUUCAGCCCCAUAACGGCAAACUCGCAGCAUAUGGAUCAGUUGCACGCAUACUUCCAGGAUCAAUCUUACGUAUACGCUGCGCCCGAGACCAUUGUAUCACGGGGCAAGCGCAUGGCCGACGUAUUCUCCCUUGGCUGCGUAUUCCUCUCCAUGAUGACAGUAGCCCAGGGGCAAUCCCUCUCCGUAUUCGCGCAAUACAGAUCCGCGAAUACAGAUGAUGCAUCCUACCACCAGCACCUCGACCGUGUCGCCAGUUGGCGCAACAGACUGCACGCAGCCACAACAUCGCAUCUACGCAACGGGCUCAUCGGGUCUGGCCGCAAACUGCGCCAACUCAAGGCCGAAGCCGAAUGGCUCACACUCAUCGAGAAGAUGUUGCUGCCCCGUCCCAAAGAACGCAUUAAGAUGACGUCCGUGCUCAACAGCUUGAACAGCGGUCGUGCAACUGGCGGCCGGCGACGCAGCCUUGACUCCGGGGGCUACAGCGGUCAGGCCGCUGCCUCGCUAGGCAUUAACAAUAACGGCAGCAGCAACGGCAACAAUAACACGGCAACGCUAGUCGAUAUCUCAGAGCACCCUGCGCCCCCACCGACGCAAGCAAGGAAGCCCGAGCUCAGCGUCUUCGACGGCUACUUCCAGACGCAAACGCGGCGUUUGGAACCUGCUGGGGGGUGGUAG
Messenger RNA from Pyrenophora tritici-repentis Pt-1C-BFP, 1974 nucleotides. RefSeq names its product SPS1, Serine-threonine protein kinase. Gene Ontology annotation, cellular component: IRE1-TRAF2-ASK1 complex. Gene Ontology annotation, biological process: IRE1-mediated unfolded protein response; protein phosphorylation; intrinsic apoptotic signaling pathway in response to endoplasmic reticulum stress. NCBI's taxonomy places the organism in Eukaryota, Fungi, Ascomycota, Dothideomycetes, Pleosporales, Pleosporaceae. Gene Ontology annotation, molecular function: ATP binding; RNA endonuclease activity; protein serine/threonine kinase activity. The record is from RefSeq and is a predicted model, not a curated record.